AUGGAUAUUACAAACGACACAACAGCAAUCCAAACCCGGAGUGAGAACAGGACGGAAGUUAGUGAAGUUGCUCUGAGUUACCAAAUAGUCGCCUCGCUUUUCCUGGGCGCGUUAAUCCUGUUUGCGAUUUUAGGGAACGCGUGUGUAAUCGCUGCCAUCGCCUUGGAGAGAUCGCUUCAGAAUGUGGCUAAUUAUCUCAUCGGCUCCUUGGCCGUUACAGAUCUCAUGGUGUCGGUGCUGGUGCUACCCAUGGCGGCCCUUUAUCAGGUUUUGAACAAAUGGACAUUGGGGCAGGAGAUGUGCGACAUAUUCAUCUCUUUAGACGUGUUGUGCUGCACAUCUUCCAUCCUGCACCUGUGCGCAAUAGCUUUGGAUAGGUAUUGGGCCAUCACUGAUCCCAUUGACUAUGUUAAUAAAAGGACCCCCAGAAGAGCGGCUAUCUUGAUCAGCCUCACUUGGCUAAUAGGGUUUUCCAUUUCGAUUCCACCCAUGUUGGGUUGGAGGAAACCAGAGGACCGCGCAAAUCCCGACGCCUGCACAAUCAGCCAAGACCACGGUUACACCAUCUACUCAACUUUUGGAGCUUUCUACAUCCCGCUCAUUCUCAUGCUGGUACUGUACGGGAGGAUAUUCAGAGCGGCGAGGUUUCGAAUAAGAAAAACUGUGAGGAAAACAGAGAAAGCAAAAAUAUCGGAUACAUGCCUGAACGUGUCUCCUGCGUUGUUUCCGAGGAAGACGAACGGCGAGGUGAGCAAAACUUGGCGGCGAAGCGGCGUGGAGCCACAGUCCAGCUCGUGCAUAAACGGAGAGCUGAAGAAUGCGGAGCACGGGGAAUCGCUCGAGAUUACAGAAGUUCAAAACGUAUCCAAACAGCACCUCGCCCUGCCAAACAACCCACAGUCGUGCUUCGAGAACAGAAGCGAAAGAAAUACGGAAGCGAAGCGCAAAGUGGCUCUGGCCAGAGAGCGCAAAACGGUGAAGACACUGGGAAUCAUUAUGGGCACUUUCAUUUUCUGCUGGCUGCCCUUUUUCAUCGUGGCGCUUGUUUUGCCUUUCUGUAAAGACUGUUUUAUGCCAGUGUGGCUGGGGGCGGUCAUUAAUUGGCUCGGAUAUUCCAACUCACUUUUAAAUCCUAUCAUAUAUGCUUACUUUAAUAAAGACUUCCAAAAUGCGUUUAAGAAAUUUUUGAGAUGCAAAUGUAUCAGACAGUGA
This is a messenger RNA of Xyrauchen texanus (razorback sucker), 1212 nucleotides long. Its product is annotated as 5-hydroxytryptamine receptor 1A-alpha-like. The transcript has a single exon. The record is from RefSeq and is a predicted model, not a curated record. Bases 1 to 1212 code for a protein of 403 amino acids. Gene Ontology annotation, biological process: adenylate cyclase-activating adrenergic receptor signaling pathway; regulation of vasoconstriction; regulation of behavior. Gene Ontology annotation, molecular function: G protein-coupled serotonin receptor activity. Lineage: Eukaryota; Metazoa; Chordata; Actinopteri; Cypriniformes; Catostomidae. Gene Ontology annotation, cellular component: plasma membrane.